Molecule: messenger RNA, 765 nt
Organism: Ornithodoros turicata
Lineage: Eukaryota; Metazoa; Arthropoda; Arachnida; Ixodida; Argasidae
Exons: 1
Coding region: 1-765 (254 amino acids)
Source: RefSeq, a predicted model, not a curated record
AUGAGGGACAAGGUGGCCACUGCCAUACAGAAGAUGGUCUCUGAAGGAAUACUGGAGCCUAUAGCAUUUUCGAGGUGGGCCACACCGAUAGUUCCCGUGCACAAGCGUGACGGUACUUUGCGAAUAUGUGGAGACUACAGGUGUACGGUGAACACCGUCAGUCAACCAGACAAGUACCCGUUACCAACGGCAACGGAGAUGUUUGCCAUCUUGGCAAAUGGCGCGGUUUUCAGUAAGCUCGACCUCGCACAGGCGUACCUGCAGUUGCCAGUUGAUGAAGAAUCAUCGAAUCUCUUGACGCUGAACACACCAUUGGGCCUUUUCAAAGUAAAGCGCUUACCAUUCGGUGUGUCAGCCGCGCCUGGAAUUUUUCAACGUUUUAUUGAGACGUUACUGCGAGACAUACCAGGUGUUGCGGUAUACCUGGAUGACAUCAUCAUCACCAGCAGGUGUGUUAAAGAACAUGACCAGAGAGUUCAGGCGGUGUUGGAACGUUUACAACAUUCAGGGCUGCGACUCAACGGUAAGAAGUGCUUGUUUGCCGUACCUGCCAUGGACUUCUUAGGGUUCAAAAUCAGCGCCGCAGGGAUACGUCCAUGCGCCGACAAGGUAAAGGCUAUUCACGGCGCAAGAGAACCGAGGGACAAGAAAGAGCUCCAAGCAUUUCUUGGCCUAGUUAACUUUUACGAGCGUUUUGUAGCGAACAAAGCAACACUACCUGAACCCUUACACCGACCGCUGGACAAGAAUGCCAAGUGGAAGUAG